Messenger RNA from Diatraea saccharalis (sugarcane borer), 411 nucleotides. The record is from the annotation of a GenBank genome assembly. NCBI's taxonomy places the organism in Eukaryota, Metazoa, Arthropoda, Insecta, Lepidoptera, Crambidae.
AUGCACAACAUGCUUAUUAGAUCAAAGAAUAAUAUAGCUUACAUGAUAGACCUGUAUAAAUUGUUCAACGGCAUGAAUGUCCAACUGCAAGGCGAUAAACUAAAUUUAAUUAAAACAAUAAACAUCGUUGCUGUUUUCGCAGCCAAACUGCUUCUACACAAAAAGAAUAUGGGCAGAUGUGAAUUUCUCAAAUUUCUGAAUUUAUCGAAAUCCUGCAGUAACGACGAUUUAUUUGCCUACUGCCAAUAUUUGGAAAACCUCCAUAUUGACUUCACCGAACGAUAUCAGGACAGUUUGACCUUGGAAAUACCAGAGUGGGUGUUGGAUCAGUUUUCAUAUGUCAACACAGCAAUUUCACCUCAAGUGGACCAUUGCACCCUGGAUUAUGGUCAAUCACUCAAUGACUCUUGA